This is a messenger RNA of Physcomitrium patens, 2296 nucleotides long. RefSeq lists its product as uncharacterized. The record is from RefSeq and is a predicted model, not a curated record. NCBI's taxonomy places the organism in Eukaryota, Viridiplantae, Streptophyta, Bryopsida, Funariales, Funariaceae.
CUCAGUGCCCCUGCAGUUGACCUAAACCCCUGCUGAUGCUCUCGUAAACACCUGCUGUGUUGUGGCACUUGACCUUAAACCCCCGCUGCUUAAGUCCCCUGCCUCGCCGGUAUGCUUCAUCGAUCAGAGGUGGUUGUUUCUGUAAUCGCUUGCUUUCUUCGUAUCCUCCCCCCGUAACCACCCUCCUUGCUCUUCAUACUCGCCCCUCCCUCUUCCUAUCCUUCUCUUUUCCCAUGCUCCUUUUCUCACAAUGCUCUCUCGUACCAUGCGAAUGCGCUAUACCUCUGCUGCGGCUGCUGCGUCGCUAGUUCGCAAUGCUCGUUCUGAAAUCGCACCCCGAAGCGUUGGGUGCGUUGCGGACGCCGCAUCGCGUCACGGUUUCCCAGAACCAAAUCCUCUGGGAUCAACUCCUAGGCACAUAUAUAAGCAAAUGCUUCUCUCUGGACUGUUUGGAAAGCGACAGGGAGGGGUUCAAAGGUCUGGGGAAUUUUGCCAAUGUUUUUACAGUGGUUCUACUGGGAACCAAGCUCCACGAAGUAAUGGGAACUCCAGUGAUCAUACAUUUCCCGAGGGUAUUAGCAGUUCUGGUUCGGUAGGUGAGCGGCCAUCAGAAGCAUCACAUUCUCAAUCAUCCUUGGUGGCUGAUGACUUUCGGUCACUCAUCGUCAGCAAGAAGCGGGAGGUGGCAAUUCUCGAGGCUGCCCUCGAAAUGUUGGAGACGGCCCCUCGGAACAAAUGGUUUCAAGAUCUCGUGCAGAAACACAAUAUCCAACUUGGACCAUCCAAGUCGUUCCUCAGUCUAUCGAAGCCUCCGCUCCUCAAAACGGAUGCUACUACAGUCGUGAUUGGAGACCUCGUAGGGAAACGGAACAUUCAAUCUGAGCCGGCUCCGCAAGCACUGGACUCCUCUAAUGGUGCGCUUUCAGAGAACACGUUUUUCGACGUGGAACCUGUUAAAGCAACAGAUAGCCAGCUUGACAGGCCGUGGGAUACUCCUAAGCUUGAAUCACAAAAAACCAAGUCCUCCGCAGUGUUCGACAAGCUUUCCCUAGACGAUUUUCCUUCUCCACAGGACCCCAAUCAUGGAAGAUUGCAGAAGAAGUGGAGGAGGUUAGGAAUGAUGGAAAAAUAUGAGCGCAACAGCAGAAAUGAGCCAGUGAAUUUUGGAACUGAUGCAAAAAACACUUACGGGGGUUCAAGACCAGGAGAAGAGUCUUCCGAGGCGAGUUCUCAUAACGAGCAGAGAGUUGAUAAGCCCUACAAGAGUUUAGCGGACCGAUUAUACGAAGAGCAUUUCGGACGCCCAGCGCCACCCGGUUUGAAAAGAACAUACCCGAAGGGAUCUUUUUAUGACCGUUGUAUGAAGAAAAAAGAACAAGAGGAGAAAGAAGCUGCCCAAGCGGGCUCACCACCUACGUCUAAGAGUGUAUCAUCAUUACCUACCUCAAGAUCGACUGAGGCUGGCGUCUCAGUCAGUUCCCACGGGGAUGAGAUUAAUGACAAUGUGAGUACAAGGAACAUUGUAAGCCACGAUUUGAACCAGGAGAGGAAACCAGGAGCGUGGAAAUGCCCCGAGUGCACCUUCUUCAAUCUUGCGUCAGAUAAGCAUUGCUACAGGUGUCAAGCACGGCGUGGGGAGACUGGUCUGGUUGAUGGGAGAGAUUCAGGAAGACGGUCAUUUAGAGAAAGAUAACCGACUUAAUGGAACGUCUACAGUACCGUUAGAAAGUACGUCGAAAACAGUGCCAGUUGCGUUUGAUGCACGAAGUAAGCAACGGCUGGGGGCAUAUAAUACAUCUCCAUGGCGAUGCCAUUCUGCACCAACCACUCCUUUUCCUGUUGUGUCGACUGAGAACCUUCUCUACCCAGUUCAUUCUAACCUUGAGAUGAUUUUUUCGAAUCAGGUAUUGCUGCCAUUCAGCAGUUGCAUGCUUAUGUUGUAUCUGAUGACGAUUAUGAACUCCUCAGUUUCUCUUGUCCUAGAAACCCCUGGUCAAGCUGAAACUAGACAGGUAUCCAUUUUGACGUAGGGAAUCCAAAUGCAGUGAGUGUUUAUUUCGGCGAUCUGAAUGCGGAUCCUACGGCAUGUGAGUCACAAACGUGUUCUUCUAUGAUAUCUCCCAUAGGUUGUCGAGAUUCUCAAUGUUACAGCAAUGCUUUCAUGCUGGGUUGAUUUAGAGAGAGAGAGAUUUCACGUCUAGCUAAGUCCUUUGACAUUCAACCGUUGAGAUUUUAUUCAAUUCGAACUGACCACUUGGAUGGUUAAGUAAAUUUAACGUGGUAUUACAUGCUUCAA